UUGUGUCAUCGUUGAUCCUACAGCCUCUCAUUUUCCGUUAGUCAGCUUAAAAGUUUCCCUACUCUCUCGUCCGCACUAUGAACGGUUGAUAUCCGUUUCCUUCCACAUUGGACGGACUAGCUAGCGAAGAUGGCGGCGGCAGAAUCUGAUCGUGAAGUACCGUCUGCUCUGUGUACUGAAUUCCUGAAUUUCUCUGCCAAGGACACAGCUUCGACAUGGCUCCAAGUGACCGACCUGUACAAGGAGGUGUACCAGCACCUGGCCCGCUAUGUACCCAAGAUCUACUGCCUGGGGCCCAACCUGAACCCCCAGAGUGAGGACCUGCUGGCCCAGCUGCUGCUGCAGGCCCCUCUAGAGUGGUACCUGUGUGGGGAGGACCCAUCCACGGGCCUUGCCAAGCUGGAGCAGAACAACCAGCCAUCACAGCUCUGUGGACACGUCUUCAGAGUGGGAGAGCCCACCUACUCAUGCAGGGAAUGUGCUGCAGACCCCACCUGUGUGCUUUGUAUGCAGUGUUUCCUGGGCAGUGUGCAUAAAGAACAUCGCUACAGGAUGACGACCUCUGGGGGAGGGGGUUUCUGUGAUUGUGGAGACACAGAGGCCUGGAAGAAGGGCCCUUACUGUCAGAAACAUGAGCCCAACAUCAGUGACUCUUGUCAGGAGGAUCCCCUUGCCCACCUGUCAACAGACAUGAUUGCCCGCUGUUACAAUGUCUUCUCUAUUGUGCUGAAAUACGCCGUGGACAUGCUCACCUGGGACAAGGAGGACGAGCUGCCCCCGGGCCUAGAGCCUCCAGACCGAGGGGACACCUAUUACUGCAUGCUCUUCAAUGACGAGGUGCACACCUACGAGCAAGUCAUCUACACCCUCCAGAAGGCUGUCAACUGCACCCAGAAAGAAGCAGUCAGCUUCGCCACCACAGUGGACAGAGAUGGAAGGAAAUCAGUGCGCUUUGGCGACUUCGCGUUCUGUGAGCAGGCCAAGUCAGUCAUUGUGAGGAACACGAGUCGUCAGUCAAAGCCCUUGAGGGUCCAGGUAAUGCACUCCUCGGUGGUGGCUCACCAGUGCUUUGCUCUCAAAGCCCUCCACUGGCUGGGCCACGUCAUAGGAUACUCAGAUGCUCUGAGGAGGAUCCUGUGUCAGGUGGGCCUGGAGAGAGGGCCAGAGGGAGAGAACUCCUCCCUGGUGGACACACUCAUGCUCUGUGACUCCAAGAUGUGGAAAGGGGCCAGGAAUGUCUACCACCAGCUCUUUAUGAGCAGCCUUCUCAUGGACCUCAAAUACAAGAAGCUAUUUGCUAUCCAGUUUGCAAAAAAUUACCGGCGCCUCCAGACAGAUUUUAUGGAGGAUGAUCACGAGCGUGUAGUGUCAGUGACCUCUCUGUCAGUUCAGCUCUUCACCGUCCCCACCAUGGCGCGCAUGCUGAUAACAGAGGAGAACCUGAUGACCACAAUCAUCAGGACUUUUGUGGACCACCUGCGCCAUCGUGACCUGCAGGGCCGCUUCCAGUUUGAGCGCUACACCGCCCAGCAGGCCUUCAAGUUCCGCCGCGUACAGAGCCUCAUUGGAGACCUCAAGUACGUCCUCAUCAGUCGGCCCACAGAGUGGAGUGACCAACUCAGGGAGAAGUUCCUGGAGGGACUCGACACCUUCCUGGAGCUGUUCAAGUGCAUGCAGGGCAUGGACCCUGUGGUGAGGCAGGUGGGCCAGCACAUAGAGAUGGAGCCUGAGUGGGAGGCAGCCUUCACCCUGCAGAUGAAGCUCACACAUAUCAUCUCCAUGAUGCAGGAGUGGUGCGCCACAGAUGAACGUGUGCUGAUUGAAGCCUAUAAGAAGUGCCUAACAGCCCUUACACACUGCCACAGCGGCUUCACCGAUGGAGAGCAGCCAAUCACACUGAGCAUGUGUGGACAUUCUGUGGACACCAUCCGUUACUGCGUGUCUCAGGAGAAAGUCAGCAUCCACCUGCCUGUUUCCCGCUUACUUGCAGGUCUCCACGUUCUCCUCAGUAAGAUGGAGGUGGCCUACAGAUUCCCUGAGCAGCUUCCACUGAGUGAGCUGAGCCCCCCCAUGCUGAUAGAACACCCCCUUCGCUGCCUGGUCCUCUGUGCCCAAGUGCAUGCUGGGAUGUGGAGGAGAAAUGGCUUCUCAUUGGUGAAUCAGAUCUACUACUACCACAAUGUCAAGUGCAGAGUGGAGAUGUUUGACAAGGACCUCAUCAUGCUGCAGGCCGGAGCUUCCAUGAUGGAUCCCAACCACUUCCUGAUGAUAGUCCUGAGCCGCUUCGAGCUCUACCACAUCUUCAGCUCCGCCGACUGCAGGAAGAGAUACAACAGGGAGAACACCAACAAGGACGUGGUCCAGCAGAACAACACUCUAAUAGAGGAGAUGCUGCAUCUCAUCAUGAUGGUUGUGGGUGAGCGUUUUGAGGCUGGCGUCGGCCAGGUGGAAGGCUGUGACGAGAUCAAGAGGGAGAUCAUUCACCAGCUGUGUAUCAGACCCAUGGCCCACAGCGAGCUGGUCAAGGCCCUGCCUGAGAACGAGAACAAGGAGACUGGUAUGGAGAGGGUGAUCGACUGUGUUGCUUCGUUUAAGAAGCCUGGCGUGACAGGCAGAGGGCUGUAUGAGCUCAGGCCAGAGUGUGCCAAGCAGUUCAACCUCUACUUCCACCACUACUCCCGAGCUGACCAGUCCAAGGCAGAGGAAGCCCAGAGAAAGCUGAAGCGACAGAAUGGAGAGGACAUGGCCCUGCCUCCUCCGAUGCUGCCCCCGUUCUCCCCGCUGUUUGCCAGCCUGGUGAACAUUCUGCAGUGUGAUGUGCUGCUGGGGAUGCUGGGAGCCGUGCUGCAGUGGGCCGUGGAGCCCAGCGGAGGGCACUGGUCAGAGUCCAUGCUGCAGAGGGUGCUCCACCUGAUAGGCACGGGUCUGCUGGAGGAACAGCAGCAGUUGAAGAACAGCAGUGAAGACCACGAUGUCUCUUUCAACUUCACCCUCAAAAUCUCCCGACCAGGGGAAGCCCCCAGUAACACAGCCAGUGUCCUGGCCCUCUUAGAGAACCUACAGAACGCCCCUCACCUGGAGGUCCACAAGGACAUGAUCCGCUGGAUCCUCAAGAUGGUGGCCAGCAUUAAGACGAUGCGGGAGCUGACUGCCUCCACCUAUACGGUGACCGCCAGCGGGAGUCACGGUCAGGAAGAGAUGGUGUGUGACAAGGACAAGGCGGAGAGGAAGAGGAAGGCGGAGAUGGCUCGCCUGCGCAGGGAGAAGAUCAUGGCCCAGAUGUCAGAGAUGCAGAGACACUUUAUCAAUGAGAACAAGGAGCUCUUCCAGCAGAGUCUAGAGGAGCUGGAUGCCUCCACCUCUACCUCACUGGAGCACAGCCCCACUUCAUCAGACGCAGCCCUGGUGUGUGUGGGUCACAGGAGGUCUCGUCCCAGGGAGAAGAGGCAGGUGGUGACGUGUAUCCUGUGCCAGGAGGAGCAGGAGAUCAGGGCUGACAGCAAGGCCAUGGUGCUGGCUGCCUUCGUCCAGCGCUCCACCGUCAUGUCCAAGAACCGCAAGAGACCGCCGCACGACCCCGAGCAUUACGACCCUCUCUUCAUGCACCCUGACCUGUCGUUUGGCACACACACAGGCAGCUGUGGCCACAUCAUGCACUCUCACUGUUGGCAGAGGUAUUUUGAGGCGGUGCAGGCCAAGGAGCAGCGGCGUCAACAGCGACUGCGCGUCCACACCAGCUACGAUGUGGGGAACGGGGAGUUCCUGUGUCCGCUGUGCGAGUGCCUCAGUAACACUGUCAUUCCACUGCUCCCCGGCACCAAGGGUUCCAACAGUUGUGAGCAGCCUGGUCUUGGUCAGUGGCUAAAGAUCAGUGGUCAGCAGAUCAAGGCCAUGCACUCUGCCCACAGGAAACUCCAGCCCGUCGGUGUUGACGCUGUUGAAGAGAUGGUAGAAGAGGGGUGCCCUGCCCCUGAGAGUUUUAGAAUAGACUACACGCCCAUGAGUCCUUACUCCAGCACCAUAAAGGAGAUGCUGACGACGUUUGGGACGGCGACCUACAAAGUUGGCCUUAAGGUGCACCCCAACGAGCAGGACCCCCGCGUGCCCAUCAUGUGCUGGGGCAGCUGUGCCUACACCAUCCAGUCUAUCGAGCGACUGUUGGUGGACGAGGAGAAGCCUUUAUUUGGAAGUUUACCUUGCAGACAGGAUGACUGCCUGAGCUCCCUGGCCAGGUUUGGCUCAGCGUGUUGGACUGCAGCCUCUCAGCCCUCCGUGCAGGGCCACUACAUCAGACUGGUAGCAGCAUUGAUUCCAGACCCCCAGGUGGAGACCUCUCCCUGUAUCCUGGACAUAGACAUGUUGCACCUUCUGGUGAGUGUGGUGCUGUCUUACGGGUCGGUCCAUUCCCAGGACUCUUCAGGGCUGAGCGUAGACGCUGUCCAGUUGCACUUUUUCCACCUCAUCACUGUGGCUCACAUGGUCCAGAUGCUGCUCACGUCAGGCCCAGAGGAGGUGACCAUGGAGCAGGAGAGUGGGGGAGCAGAGAGGGAAGAGGAGGAGGACAUUUGUGCUCUCUACAACACCCUCAGAACACACCUGGGAAGUUCCCUGCCUGAGGUGGGCUCUGGUUGGCACCUGUGGCGUUGCGUGAAGACUGGCAUCUUGCCCUACCUGAGAGGAGCUGCACUCUUCUUCCACCACCUUAACGGGGUUCCUACGCCCCCAGAGCUGCAUGCUCUGUGUCCUGGUCAGUGGGAGGUGCUGUGUGGAUACCUCAGUCUGCCCUCCAACCUGCUUCAGCUUUACCACAGUCAAAAGGAGCUACUAGAGCCCUUACUGCACGGGUGGUGCUCUCACCCAGGUGUACGACAGACCCUCCAGGGAGGUGGCGUUCUCGUGAGUUUCCCUCGGGAGUCCAACAGCCUGAUUGACCUCCCAGAUGACUACAGUGCCCUCAUAAACCAAGCAUCCAGCUUCACGUGCCCUAAGUCGGGUGGGGAUAAGUCCCGUGCUCCCACCCUGUGCCUGGUGUGUGGUUCCAUGCUGUGUUCUCAGAGCUACUGCUGCCAGACAGAGCUAGAUGGAGAGGACGUGGGAGCCUGCACCGCGCACACCUUCGCCUGCGGAGCUGGAGUAGGCAUCUUCCUCAGAGUGCGAGAGAGCCAGGUUCUGUUCCUGGCUGGUAAAACUAAGGGCUGUUUCUACGCUCCUCCUUACCUGGACGACUAUGGAGAGACGGACCAGGGCCUAAGGCGGGGGAACCCAUUGCACCUGUGCCGCCAGCGCUACCGCAAGAUCCAGAAGCUGUGGCGCCAGCACAGCGUCACAGAGGAAAUAGGGCACGCCCAGGAGGCCAACCAGACCCUGGUGGGUAUCGACUGGCAGCACCUGUGAUGUCAUAGGUUACUAUAGGUCCCACCCACCAGAGUCGGAUACACCCCUUCUCCCAACAUGGGGACUCUGCACAUGAGAGAGCAGCAGUAUGGUGGACAUGGCAACAGAGCCCCACCUCUCUCGCUCCUCCCCCUCUAACCCCUCUGUCGGGGAGUGGAUGUAUGUUUUUCUCCUUUUUCUUUUUGCUGUUUCUCCCUGGAAAGAAUGUGUUCCUCUCUAUUUUCUUUCUGAUUUAUUAUAAAAUAUAUAUAUUAUAAAGCAUAUAGCUGACACAUCGGGCCACCGGGGUCGGGGGUGCAACAUGAAUAUUCCAGAGUAUAACUUCUUUAUAGGAAUGUUAUUUAAUUUCUGCCUAUUCAAAUAGGAUGUAAAUGAUUUCUAAGGUAGAUAGAUGGCUGCCGUGUUGGAUUGCUUUGAUACUAAACAUUUUGAGUAAGCACAAGGUUUUCAUCCCUGCUUUUGUCAGCCAGUGACUGCUCAUUUCAGAGUUUGGGCCAAAAUCUCAUCUGAUAGGUGAGGUCAGAUUGUGCCCUUAACAGUAUCAGGGUCAAUUCUAUUUCAAUUCUUUUGAAUUUAAGUUUGAACUCAAGAGCCGAAAAAUCCAAAUUGAAAAUAAAUAGUGCUUUUCAGCUUUGAAUUAGAAUUUCAAUUCGUCUUGAAAUUGAUUGACCCCAACACGCUAUGUGAGAGCCACUGCUGACCCAUUGCAGUGUGGGGGUUACAUUCUCCCCCCCGCUGCAAUCAUUGAAUACUUUCUCCAGUCUGAUGGACACCCAAAUACACAGUGCAGUAACACACCAGUGUUUGCGUGUUGUAACUCCCGAGGGCCUGUGUUUUGGUUUUUCAAUUUGUCCGUGUGUAUGUUGGCGUGCGUGUGAAAUCUUUUUGCAGGUUAUGUUUCUGUGCAUUUUGAAUGUGUCCAGACUGUUCGUUGUCAACUAUUUGUUUUUUAACACUAUAUUUAAGGAAACCUGAUAUGAGCCUUUACCGCAGGGCUGUCUCUUCCUUUUGUGGUAAUAUGUGGUUGGUUGGAGAGCCAUGUAUUCUCUUUAACUUUUUAUCUGACGUGGAUGUUGUGCAUUGAUGGGGUUUGUUUGUUUGUUUUGGUAAUUGUUUUUGUAUUGUCAUUUUUUGGAUCUCUGAGAAGAGUGCAGGAACAUAUCCCUUUAACCUUUUUUCAUGUAUGGACUGUGAAGUUGUCAUAAGUAGGGCCUGUGGGCUUGCCUGACGACCUGACCUGGAAAACAACUCUGGACCUAGCUUUAGUCUAUAAGUAAAGGCCAGAGUUGUGUUUUUGGUCAGGUCAGGUAGUCCUAUCCCUAAUCAUAAGGUUGUCUCUGGACUGUACCAUUACCACACCUACAGAGGGGGCAGCAGUGUGUGACAUGACAGGUAGACUGAAAUAUCAUCCUUAAGCUCAGAAACUUAACAGGUUAAUCACACGCAGGCACUUUAGAGGAACACACCGACACACACACACACACACACACACACACUGCUCUCUGAUGCAGGGUCUCCCUGAUGCUGGGACCUGACGCUCUAUAAUUCUUCCUCCUAUCACUCCUUUGGCAUAUUCUCAUGGUAACCAUCCACAACCCCAUUCUUCAACACACUCCCAAUAUCGAGGCUGCAUCAUUAUUUUCAUGUCACAGACUUGUUAAUAUGUUAAUUAUUGUAUAAAUGAGUACAUUGUACUAUAUUGUAAAAUGAUACCUAAUUAAAAAGGAAAAGGAA
Molecule: messenger RNA, 7128 nt
Organism: Salvelinus fontinalis (brook trout)
Lineage: Eukaryota; Metazoa; Chordata; Actinopteri; Salmoniformes; Salmonidae
Gene: ubr2
Product: ubiquitin protein ligase E3 component n-recognin 2
Exons: 46
Coding region: 130-5394 (1754 amino acids)
Biological process (GO): ubiquitin-dependent protein catabolic process via the N-end rule pathway
Cellular component (GO): ubiquitin ligase complex; cytoplasm
Molecular function (GO): ubiquitin protein ligase activity; zinc ion binding
Source: RefSeq, a predicted model, not a curated record